UGAAAAAAAAGAUCGUUUGAGGGCUGUCAUAUGCAAAAAGCCCAAUCCACGACAGCCUCUUUGGGUGCGACAUCAGCGAAAAAGGUAAACGUGACCGUGUCCCCCAUUUUCGGCUUUUUAGCGCCCCAGUGUGAAUUGCAUCGUCGUUUUGAAGAGGCAUUGGCAAAAGAAAAAGAAGAAAACUUCGUCGUUCGUCCAAACCAUAACCUUGAUUUAUCACAAGCAAGAACAAAACUUUUUGCAGCAAGCGUUUUUUGCUUGUAGACAUUUAGUUCUUGGCAGGUUUUGGGCUUUAUAGAGCGAGAAAGCAGACUGCGACAGCGUCCCUCCAUCUCAUUCAAACAGUUCCUCAUGAACCACACUGUUGCAUACAUCGUCCCGACAGCCAAGGAUCUCUUUUGGACCACGUAUGGGGCUUAUGCCUCUUUGGCGGCCACAGUGGUGUCGAAAAGCGGUCUCUCCUACGAUUGGAGCAUAAAGCUCGUCAAUAGCACAAAUUAUAUCCUUCUCUUUGGCUUCGUCGGCGUUCUUUACAUUGAGCUAAUUUACCAAUGGACCAAAUUCCUGUAUCGACGUGGAUGGGUUCAAAGACAUCAGCUUGCACUGCCGGAAGAUCGGGAUUACAUUAUGAAUUAUUUUGCUGCAACAAGCAUCGUCACCAUGCCCGUCUUGUAUAUUGCGGCUCGAUGGGAGAGCGUCUACCCAAAGAUUACAUACAAGUUUGACUUCUGGCAGGUGAUCCUCUUUCAGUUGGUUGUCUUUUUCCUCCAAGACAUUUGGUACUUUUAUGGACAUCGGUACAUGCACAAAAACAAGGUCCUUUGGAAUUGGGUACAUAGCCAUCACCAUGAAAAGCGCAACAUCAAUGCUUUCUCAACAGGCUAUGCUGCAUGGAUCGAGAACUUUUUGUUGAUCGGCCCUUCCAUUCUGAUCAGCGUCAUCCUGAUGGAUCUGAUGCCUUCAUUCAACAUGCUGACGUUACGCCUAGCAUGGCUAUCGCAAUUCAAGAUCUUUGUCAUUGGCCAUACGGGAAUGAAAAUGCACCCGCUUCUGUACUUUGGCAAUCCGUUUGCCUGGCUACAGCAAGUCCUGAGUCCUGUGGGUCUGUCGCAGAUUCCAGAAGACCAUGAGAUGCACCAUUUAUACCCAAUGUGCAACUUUUCUCUGAAUUUUAGACUUUGGGACUCACUGUGGGGUAGUUACAAGAGUAUUGAGACUUUAAACCGAAACAAGAAGAAGGCGUAAAAGGUAUCUCAUAACUUGAAGGAUUGGGAAAGGAGGGUAGCCUAUAUUAGAAAUGCAUAGCGCUGGAGAGUAGGUCGAGUAUAUCUUAUUAGGUUCCAUGUGUCAUAUUGUCUUUUGCUCUUCUGCUAUGAGCCUCCAUAAUACAUAAGAGGAAUGGCUCAAUGUGAAUCGCA
Spizellomyces punctatus DAOM BR117 is the source of this 1418-nucleotide messenger RNA. RefSeq lists its product as uncharacterized. NCBI's taxonomy places the organism in Eukaryota, Fungi, Chytridiomycota, Chytridiomycetes, Spizellomycetales, Spizellomycetaceae. Gene Ontology annotation, molecular function: iron ion binding; oxidoreductase activity. The record is from RefSeq and is a predicted model, not a curated record. Bases 352 to 1245 code for a protein of 297 amino acids. Gene Ontology annotation, biological process: lipid biosynthetic process. The transcript has 7 exons.